This is a messenger RNA of Caenorhabditis auriculariae, 3355 nucleotides long. The record is from the annotation of a GenBank genome assembly. Lineage: Eukaryota; Metazoa; Nematoda; Chromadorea; Rhabditida; Rhabditidae.
AUGGCGUCUCCACCGAAAAUUGAAGAACUUUUCAAAAUUGACGGUUAUUUGCGUGACCACAAGGACGAGAUCUGCAGACGUUACGGCGUCUUCCAGGAUUAUCUCAAGAAAAUUGAAGAGGUUGGCGGAAAAACUUUUCAAUUAUGAUCUAAGAUAAAUGAGGGAGUGAACCCUCAAACUACUACAAUUUCACCAGAUAAUCAUCUAAUUUUUAGUGCGGUGGCAUGGAGCAUUUCACGACAGCCUACCGUCAAUUUGGCAUGAAUGUCCAGGAAGACAACUCCAUCAAUUGUUUGGAAUGGGCUCCGGCUGCCGAUCGCUUGGCUCUUGUUGGAGACUUCAGUGAGUUUUUUACCUGAAUAUUUUGACCGAAUCUCCGGAAAGCAGUCAAAUCUCUUCAGAUCAGUGGAAUCAGGAUUCUCACGUGUACAAGCGCGAGGAACACGGAAAAUGGUCCUUGGUGAUUCCUGCAAAGCCUGACGGCUCCUGCGCCAUUCCUCAUGGCUCCUUCCUCAAGGUACCGAGUUCAUCCCUCUGGAAAAGAGAAUUCGUCAAAAUAUUUCAGACGGCUGUGACCUAUCAAGGCCAAACAAACUUCAAACUCAGUCCGUGGGCCACCUAUGUAACUCGUCCCAAGAGCGACUGCGUCAUUUAUCAUCAGGUAAACACGAAUUCUGAAAUAAAAAGCCAAUCAACUUCAUAUUUUAAUGUUUCAGGAAUUCUACAAUCCUUCAGAAACGUACAAGUUCAAGCAUCAGAAGCCGAAUCGUCCCGAGUCAUUGAGAAUUUACGAAGCUCACGUCGGUAUAAGCAGCUCCGAAGGAAAAGUCAACACUUACCGCGCAUUUGCCGAUGAGGUCUUGCCAAGAAUUCACAACCAAGGUGGGUAAAUGAAUUUGGUAUCUUAAUACGUCUGACGAUUUUCAUGAAGUUUUCUGAGAAAAAUCUGAAAUAUUCCCACAAAGUAACGAUUUGCAGGAUACAACACAGUGCAACUGAUGGCCGUCAUGGAGCACGUUUACUACGCAUCCUUCGGCUACCAAGUGACCAACUUUUUUGCUGCGUCGAGGUAACACCGUCAUCAUUUUAAUACUUUAACAUUUUUCAGCCGCUGCGGAACUCCAGACGAUUUGAAAUAUCUCGUCGACAAGGCUCAUUCCCUCGGCAUUUUUAUACUUCUCGAUGUGGUAAACGGUUCUCUGUUGAACCCUAAGCGGAAAAACUUUUCUAGGUUCAUUCACAUGCGUCAAAAAACGUCGAAGACGGUUUGAAUGAAUGGGAUGGCUCCAAGGCUUGUUAUUUCCACGGAAACUCCCGCGGAUAUCACUCCUUGUGGGAUUCGAGACUUUUCGACUACACUCAGUGAGUAUUUGAGUCAAUAGAAAAUAAGAAAUGAAAGUUUAGAAUCGAGACUCUUCGGUUUUUGCUCUCCAAUCUGCGCUGGUGGGUGGAAGAGUUUGGCUUUGAUGGCUUCCGAUUCGAUGGAGUUACGUCGAUGAUUUACCAUUCGCAUGGAAUUGGUUCGAUGGAUAGCUAAAACAAAGGGGAAAUCGUUUUUCAGAUGAUUCUUUUGCCGGCGGAUAUCCUAUGUACUUUGGUUUGAACGCUGACACGGACGCUUUGGUCUAUCUAAUGAUCGCGAACGACUUUUUGCAUAAGAAAUUCCAACAAAUAGUCACCAUCGCUGAGGUUAUUACUUUCCAAAAAAAAGUUGGAAUUGAAAGAUUGACCAAAGAUAAAGAUUGUUUACUUUUCUUAAUUCUAGGAAGUUUCCGGGAUGCCAGCUCUCUGCCGACCAAUUGAAGAAGGUGGCCAAGGAUUUGAUUAUCGAUUGGCAAUGGCAAUACCUGAUAAGUGGAUCAAGCUCUUAAAGCAUUCUCGCGAUGAGGAUUGGAAAAUUGCAGACGUUAUCCACACGCUCGAAAAUCGAAGGUUUUGUUGCAUCUUUUUCGAAAAAAAUAGUACUUUUGCUCAGAUACGCUGAGAAACACGUCGCCUAUGCAGAAUCGCAUGACCAGGCUUUGGUAGGAGACAAAACGAUUGCUUUCUGGCUGAUGGACAAAGGUGAUCAAAAGUGAAAUUUCUUUCGCAUACGCUCGCCUAAUCAAGAUCUAGCAAAAUACUUCAUUUUUCAGAAAUGUACGAUUUUAUGUCGGUCGAAUCUCCAUUGACGCCAAUUAUCGACCGUGGAAUCGCGAUGCACAAGCUUAUUCGGCUCAUUACCUAUGGUCUUGGAGGAGAAGCUUGGCUCAACUUUAUCGGUGAGGGCUCCGUUAACUUCUGAACUCAUGAAUUCUUCUCCAGGCAAUGAGUUUGGCCACCCGGAAUGGUUGGACUUUCCUCGCGUUGGAAAUCAAGAAUCUUUCCAUUAUGCUCGGCGGCAGUUCAACUUGGUCGAUGCAAGUUAUUUGAGGUUUCAAUGAAAUAGAAUAAAACCAUCCACUUUUUAACAUUUCAGAUACAAGUUCCUCAACAACUGGGAUCGGGAAAUGAACGGGCUCGAGGAAACGUCUGGCUUUUUACACAAAGGAUAUGUAUGAAGAUUGAAAAUGACUGAAAUUAUGAGAAAAUCUAGGCGCAUGUUUCCUGGACGCAUGAAGACGACAAAGUUGUGGCUUUCGAACGCGGCGGUCUUGUGUUUAUUUUGAACUUCCAUCCCAGCAAAAGCUUUGCAGAUUAUACAGUUGGAGUGGAGGUCCCUGGGGAGUGAGUAGUUUUUUAUUCAGAUAAAAAUGUCGCCGAUUUGGGAAAAGUUUAAAAUCCUUCGAAGCCCCUAAUAAUCUCCGCAAUGGAAAUAACCUUCCAUAAACAGACGAUGAGCAGUGAUAAAGUUUACUUUAAAUUAUUCGCUAAAAUUAGCAAAAAUAUACUCUGAAACUUUUUGGUUUUGAAUUACAGAGAUUUUCUUUCUUUUUUGAGUCAUGGAUUUUUGCGCUAGUUAUGAGAAAAAAUCCGCGUAUUUAAAUGACAUCACGUUACUGAGCGCAAAUAAAUAAUAAUCCGUUUGUUAUCCGAUUCAAGAGUUUAUGAUACCUUUUUAAAAACUUCACGGCCUCAAAAAAUAAUUUAUUUGUCGAUAGGAGCCUUGAGGUCAUGAAUUAAUCAAAACCAAACACAAAUUCGACUGGAACACAGCCUCUUUUCAAACUUCUUUGAAAGAAACUUUGCUUAACUUAGCUCUCAACUCAGGUACAAAAUUGCACUGAACAGUGAUGACGCCGAAUUUGGCGGGCACAGCCGCGUCGACAACAGCACGAAGUUUGUCACUUCUCCGGAACCGUAUGCCGGCCGCGCCAACCGCAUUCGAGUAUACAUCCCCACACGCACGGCUUUAGUCCUCAGCAAAUCCAACUAA